Phalaenopsis equestris is the source of this 5180-nucleotide messenger RNA. RefSeq names its product DDT domain-containing protein PTM. The record is from RefSeq and is a predicted model, not a curated record. The transcript is spliced from 10 exons. Bases 323 to 4657 code for a protein of 1444 amino acids. Lineage: Eukaryota; Viridiplantae; Streptophyta; Magnoliopsida; Asparagales; Orchidaceae.
UGAUUCUUUCAGGGCUAGGUAGCACGGGGUACGGUGCACCUCGAUAAAUUUCCCAGCAGAUGCCCACGCCAUCGGGUUCGGGAGUCGGCUGAGGGAGGUCCAAGCUCUUCUUCCUCGGUAAAGGCCCUAGUUUCUUGAUCUUCCGAAACGGUUUCCCCAACAAUUCUUUUGGGGAUGGCUCUUCGGAAGUGUUCCUAGGGCUGGGAUCCAUCCCGGCGUCGUCAAAUCAUAUGACGCGUCCGCUGGUUAUUUCAGUUUUCUUUAGGGUGACGGAACUUCUGAAGAGAUUGAUAUUGACUAGAUCGCUUCGAUCCCGAGGGAAAUGGGUCAUGAGCCUCCUCCUCCCCCUCCGGGAGCCCUUCUGCAAUGGAGAAGUCGGGGCCGACCGCGCAAGAAACAUUAUCGCAUUGAUCCGGUAGAGGGGCGAGUGGUGGGCGAGGAAUCAGCCGAACCCAGGGCGAAUGGUUUCUGUAUAGGUACUUCUUGUUUGGGUAGUAUGGCUCACUCUGAUGAAUUGGGGAGUAAUGCGGCACAAGCUUCUAAUGGAGGUAGCGAUAAGAGUUCGGUGUAUCCUUCGAAAGAAAGCGCGUCUCUGGAAGGAUCCAAUGUUGGAGAAGCCCUCAUGGAGGGAGUCUCACCUGUUAAUUGCAGUGUCGGGGAGUGGCGCGAUGAAGAUUUAGGCGUUGAAGGGGUUUUGCGUAGUUUGGAGAGUAAAUAUGAGAGGAACAUGGGGAAAAGGAGAAAGAUUUCCAGACAACCGAAAAGCUUUCUGGAUAUGCCUCUGCGGAGGAGCGCUCGUAGGCCAAGCACUAUUCAGCCGUCUCCUCCUGAUACUUUUGUUUGUAAGAAUGAACUUGUCUCUGAGAAUGUUGAGAGGCACGGCAAUAAUUUUGAAUCUGGUACAUAUAAUUCUAAGCCCGCAUUGCCGCCUUCAUCCAGUAACCUGGAUGUGGUUGGCCUCCCUGUCCUUGAUCUCUUCUCUGUUUAUUCUUGUUUUAGGUCUUUUAGUAGGUCGCUAUUUCUGAGUCCUUUCCGUUUGGAAACACUAGUGGCGGCAUUGAGGUGCAAUUAUGCUAACCCUUUGAUUGAUUCGAUACACUUCUCUCUUCUGUACGCUCUCAAACCUCAUUUGAAGCUUCUUAUGGAGGAGGAAUUUAAGCCAGCAACCGAUUGCCUUAGGAAUCUUAACUGGGAUAUGUUAGAUUUAGUUACCUGGCCUGUCUUUCUGGUUGAGUAUAUGCUCUUUUGUGGUUCUGCAAUGAGGUCUGACUUCAAGCUUGCUCAUUUGAAGCUCUUGGAUUUUGAAUACUAUGAACAACCAGCUGAAUUGAAGCUUGAGAUUCUUCAUUGUUUAUGUGAUGAUGUUGUUGAAGUAGAAUGGUUGAGGUCAGAGCUUAACAGAAGAGUGAUAGAUUCGGAACCCAAUUUAGAUUCUAACAAUAAUAUGAACUCCUUGAGGAAACGAAAAUAUUCAAUAAUGCAUGAUGGAGAAAGUUCUUUGGCAAGAGAGGAAAUUGCUGACCUUGCUGAUGGAAAUAGUGAUGAAUGUUGUCUCUGUAGGAUGGAUGGUAAUUUAAUAUGCUGUGAUGGCUGUCCUGCUGCUUUUCAUUCUAGAUGCGUGGGAGUGGUAAAAGAUCUUUUACCAGAGGGCGAAUGGCAUUGCCCGGAAUGCCUGGUAGAUAAAGAUGGAGUGGUUAGUUUGUUGAUGCCAUUCAAGGGGGCAGAUUUUCUUGGAAGAGAUUCUCAUGGGCGACUAUAUUAUGGUUGUUGUGGUUAUCUAUUGGUGUCUGAUCCAUGUGAUUCCAGUGCGUUAUGUUAUUAUUACAAUAAGAUUGAUUUAAUUUCGGUCAUCAAUGUCUUGAAAUCAGAACCUUCUGAUGAAAUAAAAAAUGCAAUAUCUGCAUACUGGGGAAUCCCUAUUGAUGAAUGUUGCUCCAAUGACCGAUGUGAAGAUGACGCUCAUAAUCAGAGUGAGAUCAGGGUAGAGAAAGCCCAGUUGAAGUCACUAUCUUUUUCAAAGGAAGAUCGUGUUUGUGAUAACUUUGUUUCGGUAGGAGCGGGAAGCACUGAUCCUAUGAUUGCUGGCUCAAAAAUUUUUGAUAUUUCAUAUUCAAUUCAGCCAAACUCUGUAACCUCCAUCCAACUUGAGAAAAUUCCCACUGUACCUGCAGUUUCUGAACCAGUUGGCGAUUAUUUGGAUGCUACUUCUUAUGACCACCCUGAUGUGCUAAAUGGUAUUGAUUUUUCUAUCAAUCCUACUAUAAACCAAGCCAGAAAUGCUUCACUAAAACCAAAUGUCAAAACUAGAGGUCUGGAUGAAAACUUUCAGAACCCUGGAUGGAAUUCUACUUCUCCGAAGAGGAAAGGUGGCGCUUCUCAGCUGCAACCUGAUCUUUUUAGUUAUGUUAACUAUUAUAGUUUUGGUCAGGUUGCUGCAGACAUGGCUGAAGAGUUAUUAUCCAAAUCUUCAGAGAUUAUCAGUAAAGAUUCUUUGAAACCUGAUGAAGUUAUAAAAUCAGAUCAGCUGAAAACAAUUUAUAAGAAAUUCACACAAUGGAGUUGGUAUAAUUAUUAUAAUCUAAUGGUGUCAAUACGAAAGGAGGAUUGUGGUUGGUGCUUUGCUUGUAGAAGAUCAAUUGAUAUUGAAUGCUUACUCAAGGUUGUUAAUGAGAAACAUUUAGAGGGCAUUAAGUUCAACCAAGCAGAUUCCUCUAACCAUACAGGUGUGGGCUCUGGAAAAAAUAAGAAAGACCACAUAGUUUUUGCAAUGAACCAUAUUUUAUCGAUUGAGGACCGUGUCCGUAGCCUCCUUUCAGGUCCAUGGGAGAAGCUAAAUUAUAGUGAAUGGUGGCGUAGGGCUGUCUUUGAAGCCCAUGAUGUUGCUUCCUUGAAGUUCCUGCUUCUUUCUUUAGAAUCCAAUUUGAGACGUGUUGCACUCUUAGCUGAAUGGCUGAAACCAGUAGAUUCUGACCAGACUGUUGGUUCUGCUUCUUUUAAAUUGACAGGCUUUCAUUGGUGGAGGGGUGGGAAAUUGUCGCGGCAGUUGUUUUGCUGGAAGAUGCUUCCUCGAUCAUUGGCUUCCAAAUGCAGUCGUCAAGGUGGGAAUAAGAAGAUUCCAAACUUAUUUUACCAAGAUGUUUCAGAGUUUGCAAAGAGAAGCAAAAACAUUUCAUGGCGAGUUUCUGUCGAGAUGUCUAACACUAUUGCUCGACUUCUAUAUCAGGUAAAAGAUUUGGACUCAAACAUAAAAUGGACAGAAAUUUUAAGCAAUCAAAAUUUUCCUCACUGCACAAAAGAGGUUAAAAAAAUAGAAAAGCUAUUUAGGCAUGUAUUAGUACGGAGGAAGUGUGUUGAGGGAGCAGAAGUAAGAUAUCUACUUGAUUUUGGCAAGAGGGAGACAAUUCCCGCUACUGUUACAAAGUAUGGGGUAUUAUUUGAAGAAUGCUCUGAUAAGCGGAAAAGAUUUUGGUUGAGUGAAACUCAUGUUCCCCUGAAUUUAGUUAGUGCUUUUGAGGAGAAGAAGUUAUCUCGCUUAGCCAAGAAAAAAGAUUCUGGACACUUGUGUGAAAAGAAAAGCAUCUUUACAACGAAGAAAACCAAAAAUUCUAAAGGACUUUCCUACCUAUUUUCAAGGUUGAGGGACUCGGAAAAGCAUUGCUGUGGUCACUGCAACAAGGAUGUUCUAGUCAGGGAGGCUGUGAGCUGCUGCAAUUGUGAUGGUUUUUUUCACAAAAAACAUUUCAGAGUGCCUAAAGGUGUGACUGUGACUAGUUACACUUGUUUUAAAUGCAAGGACAAAGAAACUACUUUAGCAAAACCAACAUCUCAUAAAGUAUCUGGCUUGAAAAGAAAGGCUUCCAUUGCUAGGAAGGGAAAAAUGGUCACCAUGUCGAAGAUGUCGAAGGAAAAUGAACUUUCCACUUCUAAGCUGGUCUCGAUGGCCAAGUCAAGAAAAUACCAACCAGCCACUGCAGAGAAGUCAAAAGCAAAUACGGUUUCCUUGGCUAGAAGAUCAAGAGAAAAUAUAGUUUCCAUGGCAGUUCAUCGCAGGAAAAAUCCUGUCCGCUUGGCCCGGAAAUUGAGACAAAAUCUAAUCUCAUUGGCUAAAAAUUCAAACAUAAAUCAAGCAAAAACAAGAACUAAAUCAAGAAGUGCUAUAGUGAAAAGGAAAAGGAUGGUGGUUAAAAGUAAGGGACAUGGUAUUUCAUCUAAAAAAGCAGAGUCGCUAAAGUUAGAUAAUUUUAUAAGCUGGUGCACGAAGAAGAGAUCUGUUCUGCGCCAUUGUUAUUGGUUAAAUGGCCUGCUGUGGGUAAAAGGAAUUUCAAAUGAGAGAGGAAAAUCUUUCAGAGAAAAAAUGGUUCUUCUUGGGAUUCAGUCUCAAGGAGAUUUCUCCGUUCAUCCCAUGUGUUGUCUCUGCCGUGAAGAUUUCAAUGCUGGAGAUAUGUUUAUUUGCUGUGAAAGCUGUGGAGAUUGGUUCCAUGGUGAGGCAUUUGGUCUUGAGCUCGAGAGUGUGAGCAAUCUAGCUGGGUUUAAAUGUCCUAAAUGUCGCAGGAGAAAUUUCCCAGUAUGCCCAUAUUCGAAAGAUCCAAAAAGUUGUGUUGUUAAGCUGAACAACGACUGCAAUGUUGCUGGCGUCACUGUGGAUGUUCAUCAUUAAAAAUGCAGAGACAAGUUAUAAAAUGCGACUUGUGAAUGUUGCUUGAUUUAAAUGCUUAUGAAAUUCAUUCAGAGCUGAAAAGAGGAGUUGUUCAUUCAAACUUUGAAGAUGAAAUUGUCUUGUCCGGUCAAAAUAUUUCAGGCUAAUCCAGCACUGUGCAUCCACCUUGGCUUGAAGAAGAACAUAUUGUAUUUUCUAAUGAUGAGAGUGCUUAAAAUAAGGUUGAAAUCACAUAGUAUGGAUGAGAGUAUGAAGAGAACAUCAAGGUCCACUGAAGUGUUUUUUAACUGGACUUGGAUCUUUUUCAGAGCGACACCUAGAAGACGAUGUUUUCAACAUUCAUCAUUAAUGAUGAAGGUGCCAAUGUUCAAGUUAUCAUUAGAUUUAACUGCAUUUGUGCACCUUUCUUAUUUUUUGAUAUUCAUUAUUUAUUAGCUAUUAUUUUCAAAUGUUUUCUGUAGGUUUCUUGCUUUUUUUCAUAACGUGGGUGUUUUGUAACUUCAUAUUUUUUACAUUUUGAAGC